Sphenostylis stenocarpa is the source of this 564-nucleotide messenger RNA. The record is from the annotation of a GenBank genome assembly. NCBI's taxonomy places the organism in Eukaryota, Viridiplantae, Streptophyta, Magnoliopsida, Fabales, Fabaceae.
AUGGCUUUUAGAGGGUUUGUCUUGUGUCUAGCUACGGUGAUGGUGGCCACAAUGUGGACUCAAAAUGCUACUGCCCAAUCAGGUUGCACCAAUACACUCACUAGCUUGAGCCCUUGCCUGAACUACAUAAUGGGAAGUUCUUCAACUCCAUCAGCUUCAUGUUGCUCUCAGCUCUCAAGCGUUGUCCAAUCUUCACCACAGUGCCUUUGCUCGGUGCUUAAUGGUGGGGGUUCCACUUUUGGAAUCACCAUUAAUCAAACUCUUGCUUUGUCUCUCCCUGGCGCUUGCAAAGUGCAAACUCCCCCAAUUAGCCAGUGCCAAUCUGGCAAUGGACCAACAUCUCCUUCGACUGCUCCAGCUGGUUCUCCUUCUGAUUCUUCAGCUGAAUCACCUCAAGGGUCCAUUACACCUUCUGCUUCAGACUUUCCCUCAGGAGCAGGUUCUAAAACGGUGCCAUCAACAGAUGGUGGUUCAUCUGAUGGAAGCGCUAUUGAUGUCCCCUCUCACUUGGUGCUCCAUCUUCUUGCCAUUGUUUCUUGUGUCUUAACCUUCACCAAGUUCUGA